AUGACCGAUGAUGGGUCAACUUCCUUCAUCGAAGGGCUAUCUUCACCUCGGCUUCUUUCAACUCACCUUCCUUACUCUUUGCUUCCAGAACGCAUGACCGAUGAUGGCUCGGCUUGCUGUUUCAUUUACAUCUGCCGAGACCCCAUAGAUAAAGCUAGUGUGGAGUCACCUAAGAAAGUGUUGUUCUUGAAAUAUGAAGAUGUGAAGAAAGAGCCUUUGGAGUGUCUGAGGAAAGUUGCAGAGUUCUUGGAGAUACCCUUUACAUCAGACGAAGAAAACAAUAAGAUUGUGAAAGAAAUAGUGGAAUUGUGUAGUUUUCAGAAUUUGAGCAAUCAGGAUGUGAAUAAAAGUGACUUCCUAUUAGCAUUUAGCAACUCUGAUUUCUUCAGGAAAGGUGAAGUUGGCGAUUGGGUUAAUCAUUUAUCACCUCAAAUGACUAAAAUAUUGGAUCAAAUUACAGAACAAAAGUUUCAAGCUACUGUAUUCAACUUCCAUUGA
Messenger RNA from Gossypium arboreum, 498 nucleotides. Its product is annotated as cytosolic sulfotransferase 7-like. The transcript is spliced from 2 exons. Gene Ontology annotation, biological process: sulfation. Gene Ontology annotation, molecular function: sulfotransferase activity. The record is from RefSeq and is a predicted model, not a curated record. Gene Ontology annotation, cellular component: cytoplasm. Lineage: Eukaryota; Viridiplantae; Streptophyta; Magnoliopsida; Malvales; Malvaceae. The coding region runs from base 1 to 498 and encodes 165 amino acids.